AUGGGGCAGAUGAGCGCGAAGCUAACAGCCAUCUCAUUUCAGGUCAUAAAAGCCCUCUACGACUACGAGCCCGCCGACCCGAGCCCAACCUCUGGCUUCCUAGCCUUUUCACAGGGCGACUUUCUACACGUCGUCGGCCGCGAAGACGACAGCGAGUGGUACGAGGCCUGCAAUCCGCUGCACGGCACGCGUGGACUGGUACCCGUUUCCUACUUUGAGGGCGUAGGCAAGACAGUGCGCGAUAGUGGUGGCUCUGCGCCGCGCUCCUCCACACCCCAGCACCCACAGCAACAACAACCCCACGACUCGGGCUACCAAGAACGCAUCACGAGCCCCCAACCCUCGGCCCACGACAUCAUGACACAGCAAAUGCGCAUGUCGCGCGGAGGAGGGCGUGGCGCCAUGGUCUACGGCAUCGUCAUCUACGACUUCAAGGCAGAGAGACCGGACGAGUUGGAGGCCAAGGAGGGUGAGGCCAUUAUCGUCAUUGCACAGUCCAACCCCGAAUGGUUUGUUGCAAAGCCGAUAACGCGACUCGGCGGUCCUGGUCUCAUACCCGUAUCCUUCAUCGAGAUCCGCGACAUGACGACUGGUCAGGCAGUCGCCGACACACAGGCAGCAGUCACGGCCGCGGGCGUGCCCAAGGUCGAAGAGUGGAAAAAGAUGGCGGCAGACUACAAGAAUGGCAGCAUACCGCUCGGAAAGCUCGAGACAAAUUCAGGGCAGUCGCUGCAACAGGGCAUGGAGCGCAUGAGCAUCAGGAGCAACGGCGGGCACAACAAGGCCGGCUCGGUCUCUCACUCACGCAACGGUUCCAUGGCGCAACCACAAAACCAAUACCGCACAUCUGACAAUUUGCUCGCCCCCAUCAAGGCGUGCGUGCCACGCUACUGCUUCGCCGACGACAUAUUCUGGUUCAUUAUUGAGUGCCAGAUGGAGGACGGGCGACACUGGGAGUUGCAGCGACUGUACCAGGACUUUUACGACCUGCAGAUACAACUGAUAGCAACAUAUCCAGUCGAGGCUGGCACAAGCGGUUCAGGCGAGCGAACGCUACCCUUCAUGCCUGGGCCCGUUACCUACGUAACCGAUAACAUCUCCAACGGGCGCCGCGCCAACCUUGACGAAUACAUCAAGAACCUCCUAAAACUAGGACCACACAUCACACAAGGUCACCUCGUCAAAGGUUUCUUCGCACCAAGACAGGGCGAUUACGAGAUAGACCCCGAUAUUGUUGCUGCAGAAGAGUACCGCCUGUCGCAACAGUCACACCAGUCAUCAAACCCAUCACAAGGAACGAGUAGACAAUCAUCCGCAGAUCAACUUCAGGCCACAACACCUGUCACACCUUACUCAACUGGCUCCAACUACCCCUCUCACCAGCGCGGCCAGUCAACAGCCUCACAAGCAUACUCGUCAAACCUCAACCCACCGCCCAUGAUCCACAACCAUUCCUCUACUUCCACAGCCACCAGCACAGGCACAUCUUCUGCCCUUAAGAUCAAAGUUUGGUUCGAAGAAGACAACUGCGUCGUCAUCCGUAUGCCUAUUUCGCUCAAGUUCAUCGACCUGUACAAUAAGCUUGUUGAGAGAAGGAAAAUGGAGCGCCCGGGCGAGGAAGAGGAAGAGUUGAUUGUCGAAUACAAGGACGAGCAGGACAACUACUUUUACCCCAUCGAGAACGACGAGGAUCUCCAGAUCGCAGUUGAGAGGAAUCCCAAGUUGACGCUCAGUGUUACGACGAGGCGGUAA
This is a messenger RNA of Alternaria atra, 1752 nucleotides long. RefSeq lists its product as uncharacterized. The transcript is spliced from 2 exons. The record is from RefSeq and is a predicted model, not a curated record. Gene Ontology annotation, biological process: conjugation with cellular fusion. Bases 1 to 1752 code for a protein of 583 amino acids. Gene Ontology annotation, molecular function: protein binding; phosphatidylinositol binding. NCBI's taxonomy places the organism in Eukaryota, Fungi, Ascomycota, Dothideomycetes, Pleosporales, Pleosporaceae. Gene Ontology annotation, cellular component: mating projection tip.